Molecule: messenger RNA, 999 nt
Organism: Parastagonospora nodorum SN15
Lineage: Eukaryota; Fungi; Ascomycota; Dothideomycetes; Pleosporales; Phaeosphaeriaceae
Exons: 6
Coding region: 1-999 (332 amino acids)
Molecular function (GO): metallopeptidase activity
Source: RefSeq, a predicted model, not a curated record
AUGGCCAUUGGAGGAGGCGCCGUCUCGGAUAUGUAUCCACCGAGGCAGAGACCUCGACUAAUGGCAUGGUACUCUGUUGGGACAAUGACGAGCCCUAAUGUGGGUCUUGUGCUCAGUGGCAUGAUCACAGGUGGUCUUGGUGGAGAUGGGUAUUCUGGAUCGCUUCUACCAUGCCCAACGACAGUCAACUGGAGGCGUCAAAACUUUGCGCUUAUCAUUGGGCGAUCUCUGAGUAUUCCUGCAAUCAUCACUUCUCAAAGCCCUUGCCUAGCCAUCAUACUGUUGAGCACGUUUUACAACGGACUGAUCAACAUGAUACUGUCAUCAUUAGGCUCGGUGUUCCAGUCAAGCCCAGAAAGACAAACUAACCCAGGGGCACAAAGAUGUCAUAAAAUCAAAGGUGUUUUCAAGGAUUUUGUUGGCGACAACACAGGCGGCACUGGCUCAGAUACCAAUGGCAGGACCACCAUCUACAAGGCUGACCACUGGAUUCCUACGAGUAAAGAGAUUGACGUCGGAGACGGAAAAACAUCCUUCUGUAACUUGAAAAGAAAAAGAGGCAAGACUGGCACCGCUUGUUUCAAGACUUUCAAGGAUGGAGCAGUAAUGAAUUUCUGCGACAAAGUCUUUGAGCGGUCAAAUUUGGACACGCUGAAAGCCAAUGAAUGUGCGAAGAUCGGAGAACAAGUCAGCACCAAGAGGUGGGCGAAGAAAUUCAUCGGUGCGAACGUCCUACACGAGUUCAUGCACAACCCCCGUAUUGGUAGAGAGGCGGUCUUGAAGAAAAUCAAGAAUUUUGCCUAUGAUGCCCACCAGUGCCAUCAAUUAGCCAUCGACGGCGACAUUGAGAAGCGCAAGACGACAAUAAACAACGCGGACACGCAGUUCAAGGAGCCGCAGGAUGAAAAGAACGACGAUGACAGCGUCGCUGAUAGCGACUCGCCAGACUCAAGCCCUGACACAGAUGAUUCAACAAACGGAGCUUGCGAUUGCAACUAG